Messenger RNA from Triticum turgidum subsp. durum (durum wheat), 1725 nucleotides. Lineage: Eukaryota; Viridiplantae; Streptophyta; Magnoliopsida; Poales; Poaceae. The record is from the annotation of a GenBank genome assembly.
AUGCACAUCAGUGGCUUCUUCGACUCAAAAGCAGUGAAAAAAGGAUCUCCCAUGGCUGAAGGAAAUGUGACCCAUAGGAACACAGAAAGGAGAAAUAGCCGACGUCGCAUGCAUAAGCUGGCAGAAGUUAUUCCUGAGGAGGGUGAAGCUGAGGAAGAUGCAGAUUCGGUUGUGCUGUUUCCUGCUCAUCAAGCUAAAUCCCAUUCACGAGUGGAGAAACAGCGUCCUGUUGUUAAAGAUGAUCGUAGUGGCAAUAACGAUACAGGCUUGCUGUCAAAAGUUACCCCUCAAGAAACUGGUCCUGAUGCAACUAGGCCAAGAAGGUCAAAGAUGGGAGAGGAUGUUCAUACUGAUGCUGGCGCUGCUGGGGAUUCUUCUGUUAGCAAAUCUGCUGCUGCAGUUGGUCAUAACUUGGUCCGUGAAGGGUCUGGAGUAAUCAACAGUACUGAAACCGAUCAAAAUUCAAACAUCAGUGUACGUCAAAGCGAGGAAUGCACAUUGAAUAAAGGAGAGGACUUUGCUAACAUCAGUAAACAGACCAGGAGAGUUCAUGACACUGCAAGUAAGGUGCCAACGCAAGUGGUUGGCAGUGACUCUAAAGUAUUCGGUAAUGAUAAAACUGAAAAUAGUUCACCUGCUAUCAUGGCUCGCUCCAGGCAAGUAACAUUCAACAUAAGAGAACACGAUCAUGCUGACGCCGCUGUACAUUCACCAAACACAAUUAAUCAGAAGAAUGUCGGCAAGGUAAAAGUGACAACAACCUCUGCAAGUGCAAGAACAAAUGCGACAACAAUGCCAGAAAUUCCAGCAAACAGAGAAGUAGCACCAAAAUCUGUUGGCACUAUCGAUAGCAGCUUAACCCUUGAAGUUCAUCACACAGUAAGUAUUACUAAAGAUUCUACUCGUACUGGUGUUGACAACAUUGGUGGUCAUAUGGAGGACAGGAGUAUCAGUUUGCCAGCCAAUCCAAAUCAUGAAGAAUCUAAAGCAUGCAGCGCUACUGAAACCACGUGCGAUUCAGAGCCUUGCAUGUUGCCUGCAAGUUUAGCCUGGCGCAAGCAACGGGGACUGAAGAAGCAAGAAGCCAGUUUCGCAGGCGCAGGCGGUGGCAUAGGCGCAUCCAUCAAGAAAAUUCCUCGCAUGGCAAACAAAACCUCGGAGAAAGUUACCUACAAAAACAAGGCUGGGCCAGUGGAACAUCCAUCUACUGGAGCAUCCAAGAACACCGAUCCACAUUCGAAGCCCGCGUGCACACCGUCUUGUACCAUCGGUAUGACUGAAGCAACCAUGGCAUACAGACACCACACCAGCAGCCACGCCGACGACGACAAUGCUCAUUUCUCCAUCGACAUCAAGGCCGACGACGACUCGCAUCAGGCACCAAAGGUGUACACCGCCAUUUGGGCAGACACCGACACGGACACCCUGCGAGCUCGGUUCCUCAGCUCGAUGCAGCACCACCACAGGAUGGCCUCCCGCCGUCGUCAUCGCCGCCAUAGGGCGAAGCACGGCUCUGGGAACACGUGGAGCAUCAGCCCGGUUUUGGUGGUCGUCCUCCUUGUCGUCUCUGUGGCGCAGCUUCUGUUCAUCAUCUGGAUGUACCGCAGGCUCCUGAACCAAAACCGAUCGUCCGGCGGCCAGACCACCCUGCAAUCGUUCCUCGUCAAGCCCAGGUGGAGGAGAAUCUUUUCCUCUUCCGAAAUUUGCUCCAUCUUGGAUCUCUAG